Molecule: messenger RNA, 2455 nt
Organism: Haliotis rufescens (red abalone)
Lineage: Eukaryota; Metazoa; Mollusca; Gastropoda; Lepetellida; Haliotidae
Product: adenosine deaminase AGSA-like
Exons: 9
Coding region: 81-1622 (513 amino acids)
Biological process (GO): inosine biosynthetic process; adenosine catabolic process
Molecular function (GO): adenosine deaminase activity
Source: RefSeq, a predicted model, not a curated record
UUCCCUACUGGCUUUAUUAUUAGAAACAAGACAUGUAAACAGAGCUGACGAGCUAGCCAAAGCACCUAGGAAUCAAAGCUAUGUGGCGUGUUGACCGUACACUUGGUGCAGUUUGUUUACAAGUUCUGUGUUUAAUAAUUCACUGCGAGUGCCUUAGCCCGGCUGAAUAUAACAGACAGAGACAAAGCGUGUUACAAGCGGAACAUUCGAGGCGGUUCGGAUCUUCAUAUGUAUUGAAUGUUGGCGAGAAGAAACUUAGCAGGAUCUUGAUAGAAGCAAAGCAGAGAGAAUUCAACUCUUCGAGGGUUAAUGGAACCAUUUUCCCACCUUCAGUCAGCUUCUUCAAGACAAAGAAAAUCAUCGAGAAGAGCCAAGUGUUUCAGAUUAUACGACGAAUGCCCAAAGGUGGCGCUCUGCACACUCACGACUCGUCCAUCACAAGUCUAGACUGGCUGAUCAAGAAUGUCACCUACCGACCUGAUUGUUACAUGUGCUUUGACAAGAAGAAACAAUUGCAGAUGCACUUCUACAGUAAACCGCCACAGAGUAAAGAUUGCAAAUGGCAAACCGUCAAGACGCUGAGAGCUCAGUCAGGGAAUGUCGGUCUCUUUGAUUCCUAUUUGCUAUCGAAUAUCAGCAUCAUCGUGGACAACCCACAAGAUGUAUACGUUACCGUGAACGACGUGUGGAAGAAGUUUGGCAGUUACUUCACUGUGGUGAAUGGUCUGUUUCUGUACGAGCCUGUCUUCAGGGACUACCUGGUGGAGGCGCUCGCGCAGUUCAAGGCGGACAAUGUGCAGUACCUUGAAAUCAGGGCAUUGCUGCCAAAGCUGUAUGACCUCAACGGCAAUAAAAGUGACCCGGAACACACGCUCCAAGUCUACCGUGACGUCAUCAAGCGGUUUGAAAAGGAAAACCCAGAUUUCAUUGGGUGCAAGUUGAUACAAAGCGCCAUCAGGUUUUCACCACCGAAGGAUGUAAUGUCGUCAUUAUAUCAAGCAAUCAGCUUCAUCCGGAAGUACCCCGACAUUUUGCGGGGGUUCGACCUUGUGGGCCAGGAGGGCCCGGGUCACACCCUGUAUUACUACCUUGAGGACCUCCUCUACCCCUCCCAACAGUCGCCGCCUAUCAACAUAUCGUACUUCUUUCACGCAGGAGAAACGGACUGGGAGGAUAGCCAGGUGGAUCUGAAUCUCGUGGACGCCGUCCUGCUCAACGCGUCCCGCAUCGGCCACGGCUUUGCUAUCUACAAACACCCGGAAGUGAUGAAGAUGAUUAAAAAGAAAGAUAUAGCUAUUGAGAUCAACCCGAUAUCGAACCAGGUACUAAAACUUGUGGAUGAUUUGCGCAAUCAUGGAGCUGUAAGUCUGUUCGCCGACAACUUCCCGCUCGUAGUGAGCAGUGACGAUCCCGCCGCUUGGGGCGCUCUUCCUCUGUCACAUGACUUCUACAUGGCGUACAUGGCGUUGGUUGGGGAAGACGAUGGACUGGAGGUUCUCAAACAGCUCGCUAUGAACUCUAUACAGUAUAGUGCAAUGACCAAAGACGAGAAGCUGGCCGCAGUUGCCAAAUGGGAAAGCAAGUGGAACCAUUUCAUCGCGGAGAUGCUUGAAAUCUUAUAAAGACUGGACUCUUCCAAAUCCCACCCCAUGCCUUCCCAAUCAAUAUUAGCGGUUUUCUCUAUAAGGAUAUGCGUUGAGGGUGAAAACAGUCAUAAUCAAUUCCACCACCCGAACACUGUAAUACUAUUUUAGUCAUAACUCUACCCACCCACUCUACCCACCCCCUGUACCAGCUCUCUCCCCACUCCACAUGUAAUCCCACUCCACUCCUCCACACCCCAAGUCCUCCAAGUCUUGUCAAGUCAUCCAUCACCCCACCACCGUUGGUCGCUACCUAAGACUAUUCUGUGAGUGAGUAUGGUUUUACGCCGCUGUAAGCAAUAUUCCAACACCACCACGGUAGGCGACUCCAGAAUGGGUUUGAUUUCAUAUUUAGCAAUAUAUACAUAUAUUACAGUUUGCAAUUUAUAUAGUUUUAUACACAGGUUUACAGAUUUUAGUACAUGUUCACUGACUGCAUUUAACCGUCACCAAAUAUUUCUUCCCUUAUUACGAUAAGAAUAUAUUUUUGAUCGUAAAAAUGUAUGCGCUCAUGCUAUGUAGAUAUGGAUGCUGUAGAUUGCUCAUAUGGGACCAGUGAUGCAUGUAGCUCAUAUGGCACCGUCCUUUUAGAUGAACCAAGUAUUACUACUUAAAAGAAGGCCUUGGACAUCGACAUGAACAACGGCAACAACAGGCCACACGAAUACAACAGCUAUGCUAGAGGAAACGUGUGCUGAUUCUAAACUGUAACUACUACUACUACUACUACUACUACUACUACUACUACUACUACUACAAGACACUAUGCUAGAGGAAACGUGUACUGAUUCUAAACUGUAACUUCUACUACA